Lemur catta (Ring-tailed lemur) is the source of this 5330-nucleotide messenger RNA. RefSeq names its product interferon regulatory factor 2 binding protein 2 (gene IRF2BP2). Gene Ontology annotation, biological process: regulation of transcription by RNA polymerase II. Lineage: Eukaryota; Metazoa; Chordata; Mammalia; Primates; Lemuridae. Gene Ontology annotation, cellular component: nucleus. The coding region runs from base 671 to 2437 and encodes 588 amino acids. The record is from RefSeq and is a predicted model, not a curated record. The transcript is spliced from 2 exons. Gene Ontology annotation, molecular function: transcription corepressor activity.
UGUAGAAGUGGAGCGGUCGCGGCGGCAGCAGCAGCAGCGACGGUGGCGGCGGAGGUGAGGCGGGCUGGGCUCUGACGCGGGCGCUGGAGAGCGGCGACGCCAGGAGCUGUAAGAGAGCGGCGGAGCGACCUGGGGCCCGCGUCGAGUCCGAGCUCCACGCCGCCCGGCCGCCGCCUCCCCGGCGCGGCAUGCCCCGCCGCUCGGGCUGAGCCUGCCCCGGCGGCCGCCCCCCGCCCCCCGCCUCCCCGCCCCCCGCCCCGCACUCGGUGCCGGCCGCCGCCGCGACCUGCUGCGCUACCCCGCGCCCGCGCGGCCCGUCUUCGCCCCGGUCUGGAGGCCCGCCGCGGCCCCGGCCGAGCCCCUGCCGCCGCGCCCGCAGCCCCGCCGCGCCGCGCCGCCCGCCCGCGCCCGCGCCGGCCGGGGGGACCUGCUGCCGCGGCUGCAGCCCCUCGCCCCGCGCCCGCCGCCCCUCGUGCACCGGGGGCGCUGCGCGGGCGCCGAGCCUUCGCGGGCUUUGCCGCCGCCGCCACCGCCUUUGCGGCCGCCGCCGCCGCUGGUGGGGGAGACGCGGGGUUGGGGGGGGAGGAGGGCGCGCGUGGUGCCGGCGGGGGGCGGCGGCGCCCCCUCCUCCUCCUCCUCCUCCUCCUCCGGCGCCGCGGGCUCCUCGGACAUGGCCGCGGCGGUGGCGGUGGCGGCCGCGUCCCGGCGGCAGUCGUGCUACCUGUGUGACCUGCCCCGCAUGCCCUGGGCCAUGAUCUGGGACUUCACCGAGCCCGUGUGCCGCGGCUGCGUCAACUACGAGGGCGCCGACCGCGUCGAGUUCGUCAUCGAGACGGCGCGGCAGCUCAAGCGGGCGCACGGCUGCUUCCCGGAGGGCCGCUCCCCGCCCGGCGCCGCGGCCCCGGCCGCCGCCAAGCCGCCGCCGCUCUCGGCCAAGGACAUCCUCCUGCAGCAGCAGCAGCAGCAGCUCGGCCACGGGGGCCCCGAGGCGGCCCCGCGCGCGCCGCAGGCCCUGGAGCGCUACCCACUGGCGGCCGCGGCCGAGCGGCCCCCGCGCCUCGGCUCUGACUUCGGCGGGAGCCGCCCGGCCGCGGGCCUGGCCCAGCCGCCGACGCCGCAGCCGCCGCCGGUGAACGGCAUCUUGGUGCCCAACGGCUUCUCCAAGCUGGAGGAGCCGCCCGAGCUCAACCGGCAGAGCCCGAACCCGCGGCGCGGCCACGCCGUGCCGCCCACCCUGGUGCCGCUCAUGAACGGCUCGGCCACGCCGCUGCCCGCCGCGCUCAGCCUGGGCGGCCGCGCCGCCGCCUCGCUGGCCGCGGUGUCCGGAGCCGCGGCCGCCGGCCUGGGCUCCGCGCAGCCCGCCGACCUGGGCGCCCACAAGCGGCCGGCGUCCGUGUCGAGCAGCGCGGCGGCGGAGCACGAGCAGCGCGAGGCGGCCGCCAAGGAGAAGCAGCCGCCGCCGCCCGCGCACCGGGGCCCGGCCGACAGCCUGGCCACUGCGGCCGGGGCCGCGGAGCUGGGUGCCGAAGGGGCGAGCAAGGGCCGCGGGCCUGGAGAGCAGGACUGGGUCAACAGGCCCAAGACCGUGCGCGACACGUUGCUGGCGCUGCACCAGCACGGCCACUCGGGGCCCUUCGAGAGCAAGUUUAAGAAGGAGCCGGCCCUGACUGCAGGCAGGUUGUUGGGUUUCGAGGCCAACGGGGCCAACGGGUCUAAAGCAGUUGCAAGAACAGCAAGGAAAAGGAAGCCUUCCCCAGAACCAGAAGGUGAAGUGGGGCCCCCUAAGAUCAACGGAGAGGCCCAGCCAUGGCUGUCCACAUCCACGGAAGGGCUCAAGAUCCCCAUGACUCCUACGUCGUCUUUUGUGUCUCCACCGCCACCCACUGCCUCACCUCAUUCCAACCGGACCACACCGCCCGAAGCGGCCCAGAAUGGCCAGUCCCCCAUGGCAGCCCUGAUCUUAGUAGCAGACAAUGCAGGGGGCAGUCAUGCCUCGAAAGAUGCCAACCAGGUUCACUCCACUACCAGGAGGAAUAGCAACAGUCCGCCCUCGCCGUCCUCUAUGAACCAAAGAAGGCUGGGCCCCAGAGAGGUGGGGGGCCAGGGGGCAGGCAGCACGGGAGGACUGGAGUCGGUGCACCCUGCCAGCCUCCCGGACUCCUCUCUGGCUGCCAGUGCCCCGCUGUGCUGCACCCUCUGCCACGAGCGGCUGGAGGACACCCACUUUGUGCAGUGCCCGUCCGUCCCUUCGCACAAGUUCUGCUUCCCUUGCUCCAGACAAAGCAUCAAACAGCAGGGAGCUAGUGGAGAGGUCUAUUGUCCCAGUGGGGAAAAAUGCCCUCUUGUGGGCUCCAAUGUCCCCUGGGCCUUUAUGCAGGGGGAAAUUGCAACCAUCCUUGCUGGAGAUGUGAAAGUGAAAAAAGAGAGAGACUCGUGACUUUCCGGUUUCAGAAAAACCCAAUGAUUACCUUUAAUUAAAACUGCUUGAAUUGUAUAUAUAUCUCCAUAUAUAUAUAUCCAAGACAAGGGAAAUGUAGACUUCAUAAACAUGGCUGUAUAAUUUUGAUUUUUUUUGAAUACAUUGUGUUUCUAUAUUUUUUUGACGACAAAAGGUAUGUACUUAUAAAGGCAUUUUUUUCUUUUGUUAACGUUAUUAGCAUAUCUUUGUGCUUUAUUAUCCUGGUGACAGUUACUGUUCUAUGUAGGCUGUGACUUGCACUGCUUUUUUAGAGCACUUGGCAAAUCAGAAAUGCUUCUAGCUGUAUUUGUAUGCACUUAUUUUAAAAAGAAAAAAAAAGCCAAAUACAUUUUCUGACAUUGUAAGAUUGCCUUACUGUCUGUUAUUCCCUAUUGCUGGCCCCUUUCUCAGGCCGGAGGCCAAUUGGUGGAGAAGGAAAGGAAAUGAGUGAAGGGGCACUGUUGUCAAGUGGGCAUGCCACUGGGAUAUGUCACCAGGUUUACCCUGAAACGUCCUCUCAGAGGAAUAGGAGAAUAGGUUUUGAAUCUCUAUUUUGUUCUUAAAGUUAAGUUCUUGGGAUAUCGAUGACUGAGAGGUGCUGCUGGGAGAUUUUCAGGAUUGUGUAGUCUUGUGGGGGGUACUUUUUUUUUUAAAGACAAAGUUGACCGCUGUUCACUGGCCACGUGAUCAGUUGUAAGAUUACAAUGCUGCAUGCUAGUUGGUUACAUAAGACACGAUUCCAGUGAUGGAAGGCGGUCAUAACGGAUGGUGGUGUGUACAAGAUGGCACUGCCAUCUCUGAGCAGAGCCUGGCUCUGCAGCGCCACUUCGUCUUUUUCAACACCCUAGAGCUCUGUUUGUUGUUGCUGUUGUCCUUUCCUUUGAAAGAGUUGCAAGGGAAGUUACAGUCCGGGUGAACUUGGAGAUUGUGGGAUUGGUUUUGUUUCCGUUUUGUGUUUUGUUUUGUUUUUUAUCAUUUACCUGUAGUGCUAUUGCUGUUGAUACUAUCACCUACACCCCGUUUCUAGUGAGUGCUAAAUACAGUAUGGUACAAUGACAGUAACAGCCACAUGGUGCUGCCAGGACUGCCCGUGGGCAUAUCAGUGACAGCCCAAAUGUGGGUGGAGGAAACCUGUAAUUUCCUUCUUACAUGUGUUUGAAAUACCAAGUGAAUAAUACUGUUCUUCUGGAAAAAAAUGAUAAACUAGUGAAAAUUAAAGAAAUUAAGGGUUUUAUAGUAGACAGGCCCCACCUCUCACAACUAUUUUUGGAAGCCUUUUGUAAACUAAUUUCUUUUGAUCGCUAUUUUGCAUCAGUAAAAUGAUUUUUUUAAGCCAAUAAAUCAUCAGUUAUUAGAAAUAGUUGUCUCACAGUGAUACUGGUUUUUCUUUUGUGCUGUUAUGAUUUAACAUUGACAGGAACACUAUUUUAAAUCCUUAUGUUCAGGUGUUUGUAACUUGGCCUUUUAAUUAGGCUGAAUGAUGGCUUCAAGGUCUACUACAAUUUAUGUGUAUGGUUCACAGCCUAGUUUCUAGUUUAAUUUGAAAGUACAGAUUGUUACCAUCUUUGGAUUCUUUUUUAGUUAUGUGUUUGUCUUUUUUAAAUUGCUCAAAAUAUUUUUUCAUGGUCAAGUUACUAUCACACUUGAAAAUCAGAUACUGCACCAAAUACAGUAUUUUUUUGUAGUGUUUUUAAUGAGUGCACCUACUAUUAUUAAUGCUGUGGGAAUUCAUGUUACCGGCCAUUGUUAUAUUACAAACAGACUUGCAUGAUUAACCAGUUUGUUGUUACACAUUUUUUUUUAAAUUGGAGUAUAUAUGACUCAGAUCAGACUGGUCUCUCUUAUGUGAAUGCACACAUGCAGAAACACAAAGUCGAUUUUACAUGCCCGUAGAGACAUUUGUAAAGAAUUCAGCUAUUAUGGUCUGUUGUAUAAAUGUGUAUCUAGGCACUUUAUUAUAACUGGAAUUUGACCUCAUAGAUGUUACAACUUGAUCAGUCAUUUGACCCAGUUUGUGGUAGCUGUCUGUAUGUUUUGCAAUCUUAAUACAGAUAAGCUUUCCAAAAAAGAUUAAUAAAGAACCAUCCUGCUGUUUUGGAUAAGUCUAUCCAGCUGUGGAAAAGGCAACCUAUGGUUUCUCUGUGCUGGUGUUUAAGGGGGAGAGUAUGAACAGCUUCAAAGGGCUGUGUAUUGCGGUUACUACUAUUAAAAAAUAAGAUCUGCACGAGUCUGACUGGCCCUUGGGUGGCCUUCGUGGAAGGCUUGUAGCUGGAAAGUGUUGAUCUGGGUUAUUUUUCUGGCAUUCUUUGAAGUUAAAAAGUUAACGUUGGGACAUGGGUUUGAUCUUUCGUUGUACCUGAUGACAGUGCAGAGAUUCUCCACAGCUGGAUAAAAAUGUCAGAAAGCUACUUAUACUGUACAUGGGCAGUAUCAGAUUUCAAAUCCUAAUAUUUCAGCUGUGCUUUUAAUACUCAAAAUAUUAGGGGAUGGGGUGUUGAAGCUUUCCCUUUUUUGCUUUAACAAUUUAUAGAAUUUAACAGAUGUACUGUCUUUCAUGUGGCCUCACAUAUAAAGUUAUGAGAACGUACACAUGGUUUACAACUUUUACUAUAUACCUUUCCUUGGCCACCAAGUAUUUUAAAAGUGUGCCACCUUUUAACCUUUACUUUUUUUUAAGUUGAAGGUGAUACUUUUUCUAUAUAUGAUGAAACUCAUGUCAACUGAAGUGAGUGUAAUCUCAGAUAUCAACAUUAUUAUAUUUUAAAAUCACGCUAUGGAAAUAUCACCUGCAUUCUGUUAUUUGUCAGAUUUACAGUACCUUUUUUUUCUUUAACUUUUAGCAUUAAAUAAAAAUAAAAUUGGGAGCACUGAA